AUGACGACCCCCGAUAGCCCGCCUCCUCGUCGUGCCGAGUCGUCGGAACCCCCGGACCUGCACACCACGCCGCAAUCCCUUGCUAGGGCCGUCCAUGCAAGGCGCGACGAAUACGUCCGGCCCCGCAAGAUCCGAGUCAAGAUUGGCACAUGGAACGUCGCGGCCUGCCCCGGGACCGACAAGGACUUGGCCAGAUGGUUUGUCGAUGGGCAGGGUAUUGACCAACACUUUGCCGCUCUGCAUCUGUCUCGGGACUCGGCCCUCUCUCAUACCACGUUUCCAUGGCAAGAAGAAGACGAGUCCCAGUCUGUCCAUACCUUGGGGGGAAAUGACAUCGGACUGUACGUCCUGGGGCUGCAGGAAAUCGUGGAUUUGAACCUGACCAAAGAGUACAUGAACCGCGCUGUCAAGUUGGACACGUCGUCCUCGGACAAGUGGCAAGCAGCGCUCGAGGCGGCCAUGCCGCCGGGCUAUCAGCUAGUCGUGUCGGAGCAAAUGACGGGCUUGCUGCUGCUGAUGUACGCUUCUCCAGAGAUUGCCCCCACCAUUUCAAACGUGAGCACCAAGCAGGUCGGCACCGGUCUUUUGGGAUACUUUGGCAACAAAGGCGCCGUCACGUCUCGCAUUGUCUUGGGCGAAACGACCCGGAUGGUGUUCGUCAACUGCCAUCUCGCCAGCGGCCCAAGCUCAAGUUACUUGGAACGGAGGUGUUGGGACGUGGACCAGAUUCUGUGCAAGACCAAGUUUGACCCUGUCGUCCUCGCAGGCGUGUCGGAGGAUGACGGUGAAGCGAUUGGGGACGAGGACUUUGCUUUCUGGUUCGGCGACCUCAACUUCCGGCUCGACGGCCUCCCUGGCGACGACAUUCGAAGAAUCCUCACGCUCCACACGAGAGGGGAGUAUGGAGCGAGCAGCGACACGGUGCCAGGUCUCCCCGAAGGCGAAGGGGUCAUGGUCCUGAGACACUCGGAAAGCGACGACGACGACACGACCAUCAAAUCUUCACUCCACUCACGCCAGCAGAGUUUCGAUUCGCAAACCACGCUGCCCGACCCGGACGACUUCCCAGAGGAUCCAAGUCAAGAUCCCACGUCUCUCCAAGCGACCCUCGACUCCCUGCUCCCUCACGAUCAGCUUCGACGGGCCAUGGCGCAACGGAAAGCGUUUCACGAUGGCUGGAGGGAAGGACCCAUAGCGUUCCUGCCAUCUUACAAGUAUGAUGUCGGCACUAUCGGAUUGUUUGAUUCCAGUGAGAAGCAACGAGCGCCGAGUUGGUGUGACCGAAUCCUCUACCGGACAAGAAAGUACAAGCUAGAGCACGACGCGAGGAUGCGGGAGGAGCAAGAGGCAAGCAGAAAAGACGAGGAAAUGAAGAUGAGGGGAAUAGACGAAGAUGAUGACGUUCUUUUCAGCUACGACCCUGAAACAGACGCCGACGAGCAAAUACUGGCUACGCCAAUACUCGGCUAUGACGAGGCCGAAUAUUAUGACUCUGGCGAGCUCGUGACGCAGCAAGGCUGCAUUGACCGUCUUAGUCUUGACAUUUACGCAUCGCAUCAGCGAAUCUGCUCUUCUGAUCACAAACCAAUCGUUUCCAUAUUCACGCUCGACUACGAUGCAGUCGUGCCGGAACUGAAGGCCAAGGUUCACGCCGAGGUGGCACGCCAACUCGAUCGGGAGGAGAAUGAAGGUCGCCCAGCCAUCACCGUCGUCAUGGAAGAACCUUCGGCGACGGGGGAAAUUGCCGUGGACCUGGGCGACCUUGGCUUCUUGCAGAGAAAGUCUUGUAUUGCCACAAUCGCGAAUACCGGGAGAGUUUCGGCGGGCUUUUCUUUUGUCGAGAAACCAACCACACACGCCGAAGAAUCCACGAGCCUGUCCUGGCUGACUACGUCUUUUAUCCAAGCAGAUGACCAUGAAGCGAGCAAUCCCUCAAGCAAGACAAUCACUUUGCAGCCCGGCGAGACGAUUUCGGCUCAUAUAGAAGCACAAGUCUCGAGCAUACCUCACCUGCGGUCUUUGAACGACGGCGACGCAAAGUUGGAAGACGUCCUCGUUCUCCGUGUGGAAGGGGGCAGAGACCAUUUCGUCCCCGUGAGGGCAACCUGGCUGCCGACCUGCUUUGGGCGCUCCGUCGACGAGCUUAUUCGAGUACCUGACGGAGGCAUUCUGAGGUUCCUGUCGGAAGACAACAUCCAUGGCGCCAUUCCGCAUGAUUCCAAAGUUCGCUGCUCCGCUCCCAAGGAGCUGUUCAAAUUGACGGAGGCGAUUCAAACCCAAGCAGAGAGGUGCGUGGCUGACGAAGCCAUGCUGGAUGAAGUGGUCCUCCCCCAGGAGCCCGGCUGGCCGCUGGAUUCCGCCACAUGGACGCCGGGGAUACCGGAGCGAGAGUCGAUACAAGCCGAGCUCGUGUCGGCCUUGGAUACCGACGCUUCCAUUUUGGAGGCGCUACCUGUGGAGCUCUCGUCGCCGCACAAGCUGGAGCUCUUGUCGUCUGUCCUGUUGUUGUUCUUGGCUUCCCUUAGCGACGGCCUUGUCCCGCCACUACUUUGGGCAAAACUAUCCACAGCCAUACCGAAUUUGACGUCUCUGGGCCCCGCCGCCUGGCCGAAUGCCAAGACGCAGAUUCUCGACAUGUUCUCCUGGGCACCGAACCACAACAUUGCUUUUGUUUUUCUGACAUGUACCUUGUCGCGCGUGGCCACGGAACUGAGCUCGGCAGCACCAGCGUCACCAACCGCCGUUGGUCUAAGCCGACGAUUGACAUUUAGAAGGAACAGCGACGACGACGGCGAGAGGAAAAGGAGCAUGCGGCAAAAACGAUAUGCCGAAAUCAUGGGGCCGUUGGUUUCCAGAACAAACGACGGAGGCAAGACGGCCAGAGAGGGCGGACGAAUCGUGGUUGAGAUGUUCAUGAGCCGCGAGGCUGGAGGUUAG
This is a messenger RNA of Ustilaginoidea virens, 2937 nucleotides long. RefSeq lists its product as uncharacterized. Gene Ontology annotation, biological process: phosphatidylinositol dephosphorylation. The coding region runs from base 1 to 2937 and encodes 978 amino acids. The record is from RefSeq and is a predicted model, not a curated record. Gene Ontology annotation, molecular function: phosphatidylinositol-4,5-bisphosphate 5-phosphatase activity. Lineage: Eukaryota; Fungi; Ascomycota; Sordariomycetes; Hypocreales; Clavicipitaceae. The transcript has a single exon.